Alternaria burnsii is the source of this 2319-nucleotide messenger RNA. RefSeq lists its product as uncharacterized. The transcript has 6 exons. Gene Ontology annotation, molecular function: allantoicase activity; molybdenum ion binding; pyridoxal phosphate binding. The coding region runs from base 1 to 2319 and encodes 772 amino acids. NCBI's taxonomy places the organism in Eukaryota, Fungi, Ascomycota, Dothideomycetes, Pleosporales, Pleosporaceae. Gene Ontology annotation, biological process: allantoin catabolic process. The record is from RefSeq and is a predicted model, not a curated record.
AUGGAGAUCCGCAACAUCCUACCAGAAGACGUCAAGAACGUAGCUACAAACAACGCGCGGUCGAUUCCAGCUGACGAGAUCGACGCGACCUUCAAAUCACAAUACACCGAUCUCAUAUCCGCGCCUCUUGGUUCAAAAGUCCUUUCCUUUAGCGACGAAUGGUUCGCCGCAGCCGAGAACCUUAUCACGCCGACACCACCAAUUCGCAAACCCGGUGUUUUCGUCCACUCGGGAGCAUGGUAUGAUGGCUGGGAGACCCGGCGUCACAAUACCGAACCCUUCGACUGGGUCGUCCUGCGGCUAGGUACCGCCAGUGGAAAAGUAGCCGGUGUAGAAAUCGACACUUUUGCAUUCAAUGGGAACCACGCCCCCGAAAUCGCUGUCGAAGGUGCAUUCAUCACAGACGAGAAGGAGGAAGAGGAAGUGAAAAAGGCCAGCUAUGCAGGCUGGGAAACCAUACUAUCGAAGCAAGAGUGCGGACCUAGCCAACGGCAUGGCUGGAAACUAGACAGCAUCACAGACAAGGCGUACACGCACGUUAGGCUGCUCAUGUACCCUGACGGCGGCAUCGCGCGCUUCCGGCUUUACGGUGUAGCCGUACCAGUCUUCCCAGAGUCCUCCGACGCCAUCUUUGAACUCUCGGCCACAGUCAUGGGCGGCGUCGCAACGUCAUGUUCGGACCAACAUUUUGGCACAAAAGACAACUUACUUCUGUCCGGUCGUGGAAAGGACAUGGGCGAUGGGUGGGAAACGAAGCGUACGCGCGGCGAGCAUGUCGACUGGACAAUCGUGCGCUUAGGCGCAAAGGGUGAAAUCGAUCACAUUGUCAUUGAUACUGCGCACUUUAGAGGCAACUUCCCACAGAAGGUACAGGUCUUUGCUGGUAGCUUUGAUAAGGAGCCCGCGAGUGAUGACGGGGGAUGGGUUGAGGUGCUGGAGCCGCAGAGGUCCGGGCCGGAUGUGGAGAAGGAGUACAAGGCUGAGCUCAAGGAGGUCAAGGGGAGGGGGUACACGCAUGCGAAAUUGGUCAUCAUCCCGGAUGGUGGUCGCCUUGGUAAGGCGUGCACGUGGGGUGGGCCUCAAUGCAUGUCGACGCGACCCGCAAUGUCGUCUCAAAGACCAUCUGCCAUUCUCAAUUCUUUCCAUCAUAGAAUAUUGGUCUGGUUUGCCCGUAUGGAGGAAGAGCACGAGUUCAACAUUGAGAAGGUGUCGCCGAUAUGGCUCAUCACGGCACUUUGCGUUGUGCCGUUUGGCCUGUAUCAAUUGCUCAACUUCCUUAGUCCGUUGAUACACCGGUUGACGGCUAUGAAGAUUUCCGCGAUGUACAUCUACCCCAUCAAAUCGCUACGAGCGAUUAAAGUCACAGAAGCCAUUGCCACAGCCCAUGGAUUCAAACACGACCGUUCCUUCAUGCUCCUCCAGGAAACCAAAGACGGCUACAAAAACAUGGCCGUAUCAAGCUACCCCGAAAUGACGCAAUUCCUCCAAGAGAUGAAAAACGACACCAUCACCGUCAAAUACAUUGCGUGCGGAGAUGCGUCGAAAGAAACAUCAAUCGACAUACCUCUGGAGCCAGACACGGAAAAACUGGAUUCCAUCGAUAUCAACAUGCACUCAGCCCCGACAACCGCCCAUCGCAUGCCACAAAGAUACAACGACUGGUUCACUUCCUGCUUCGGGUACCCCGUCAUCUUCGUCUACCUAGGUGCCAAUCUCCGCGACGUAAAGUUCCAGGACAUGCAGCCGCUGGAACCAGAUCCGCUGACCCGGUUCCUGAGCAAACAUGUCCCGUUUACAAAGUCCUAUGUGGAAAAAGUAAUGGGUUUGCAUAAGUCUGGGGAGGAGAGCUGGAAGAUUACUUUUGCGGAUUGUGCACCUUAUCUUUUCACUUCGCAGACUAGUCUUGAGGAUGUGUCGUCCCGGCUUCCAGAGGGUAUGGAUAUGGAUAUUGAGAAGUUCCGUCCAAACGUCGUCGUCGAAGGUGCUUAUGAUCCGUAUCAAGAAGACUAUUGGGGUAAGCUUACGGUUAAUGGGAGAACGGAGAUUAUCCUCCCGCAUAACUGUGUGAGGUGCAAGAGCAUUAAUAUUGACCACAAGACGGGUAAGCCGGGAGAAGGGCCGGCGGGUGAGGUGCUGAAGAGGUUGCAAAAGGAUCGAAGGGUUGAUAUUGGGGCGAAGUGGAGUCCGGUUUUCGGACGGUAUGGGUUCUGGGGGAGUAAUGGAAAGAAGACGGAGGAGGUGUGGAGGGUGGGGGAUAGAGUCAAUGUGGCCAAAGUUAAUGAGGGGCUGACCGUCUGGAGUUGGCCUGGCGUUGGGUAG